This is a messenger RNA of Ochlerotatus camptorhynchus, 1841 nucleotides long. It is a transcript of the gene Mipp1, whose product is annotated as Multiple inositol polyphosphate phosphatase 1. NCBI's taxonomy places the organism in Eukaryota, Metazoa, Arthropoda, Insecta, Diptera, Culicidae. Bases 310 to 1782 code for a protein of 490 amino acids. The record is from RefSeq and is a predicted model, not a curated record. The transcript has 4 exons. Gene Ontology annotation, molecular function: inositol phosphate phosphatase activity; acid phosphatase activity.
CUUCAGCUGCAUCACUAUUUUCCUAUCACUGCAAUAAUUUUACGAGCCAUUCAAACAUUCCAGCCGCGGAUGUUUAUCUGUACCAAGUGCAACUAAGUUAACUUUGCUCCAUCCACACCACUUCAAUAUUGUACUACUAGUGCUAAGAGAGCAGGUUCUAUCUUCGCUAAUUCCCGGCACUUCAAAUCUGGAACGACCUCGUUCAGCAGGGCGUAGGCUUUGCCAACGGACAGGUGGCUUUGCGAGGAGAGAAAACAGCCACAUACCAAUUGAUCGCGAUAGAGAGGCUCACAUGAACGAUCUUCCACGAUGACCCGCGAACUAGCUCGGUUCCUCGCGAUCGUUCCGAUCAUCGUCUGCAUCCUCGCCGCAGUAGCACAGCUGACCAAAGCCCAAAGCAGUAGAUGUUGCGAGGACUACUGCUACAGCCGGGAUCCCGACCGGAGCCAGUCGAAGCAUUUCGCCACGAAAACAGCUUACGAAGUCAUCCACGGAUCGUCCUCCAGCCGGGAACACAUCGUGCCAAAUUGUACUCCGUCCAAAUUUUGGCUGCUGAGUCGACACGGAACGAGGUUACCGGGUAAAAAGGAUAUUGAAAUUUUUCCGCAGGCCUUGAACAAUCUUCGCGGCUCGAUCAUGGACAACUACGAAAUUCGGCGCACGGCUCCGGACGUGGGGCGCAUGUGCCCGGAUGAUCUAGAGCUUCUGAGAACAUGGCGAUGGGAUCGGAACGUCACGGUAGAUUACGAAUCGUUCCUUACCGAUCAAGGAUGGGUCGAUUUGAAGUACCUGGCCAAGCGGGAGAAGGAUCGCUUCUACGAGGUUUUCAACGGACCGUACGACAAGCAGCGAUAUUUGUUCCGUCAUACUAAAACGCAACGUACGGAAGCCAGUUUCAAGGCAUUCGUUGAAGGUCUGUUCGGUGAUGGAGCUUACAAUUUCAUCAACGCUGAACCGGAACCAACCGACGAUAAACUACUGAAGCCGUAUGAUUUCUGCCCGGCUUAUGAUGCCAACAAGGACAAGAAUAACCACCCGGAUUCCGAGUUGAACAAGUUCCUGAGAUCAGCACUGUAUGCUCAGACCUUGGCGGACAUCUCUACGCGCUUGGGAUUCCGGUAUAACUUGAGUAAUGACCAGGUUGAAGUCAUGUGGGAUGCUUGUCGGUUCGAACAGGCCUGGCAUCUGCAGCAGUACAGUCCCUGGUGCAGUGUCUUCACCAAGAACCAGGUGGAUGUUUUGGAGUACAAAGAAGACCUCAAGUACUACUACCAGAACAGCUAUGGGUAUGAGAAGAGUUCGGAUCUUGCCUGCUACGCGGUAGCCGACAUGAUGAAGCACCUGAGUAGUGCCGAUAACCAACAGGUCAUUGCUUACUUCACGCACGAAUCGGAAAUCCAGCUCUUCCUGUCUGCGUUGGGUGCCAUGAAGGAUAGAAAUGCUCUCCGGGCAGACAACUACGUUGGUAUGCGCAAUCGCAACUUCAGAUCCAGUGAGCUGACUCCUUUCACUGCGAAUGUUGCUGCCGUUCGGUACCAGUGUGCGGAUCCAGUGGAACCGGUGAAGGUCAUCUUCUUCCUCAACGAGAAAGCGCUGAUGUUCGAUUGGUGUCGCGUUGGACUGUGCAACUGGUCCGAAGUGGUUCGACAGUACAGGCGAUUUACCGAAGGGGACUGUGCCAAGCUGUACUGUGGAGGCAGUGGUGCUUCGGCGCAGUUCGUGCAUCCGGUGGUGAUGACCGCCGUGAUGGCCAUUGCCGGAGUUUUUAUAUCAAAACGAUGAUUUUGUUCUGUGUAUAGUGCUGCUAGAGACUGUCAUGAAGGGAGGAGAAUAUAUUAAUU